Messenger RNA from Mytilus californianus (California mussel), 1850 nucleotides. RefSeq lists its product as uncharacterized. The record is from RefSeq and is a predicted model, not a curated record. Gene Ontology annotation, cellular component: nucleoplasm; chromatin. Gene Ontology annotation, molecular function: zinc ion binding; ubiquitin-protein transferase activity. NCBI's taxonomy places the organism in Eukaryota, Metazoa, Mollusca, Bivalvia, Mytilida, Mytilidae. Gene Ontology annotation, biological process: positive regulation of DNA-templated transcription. Bases 51 to 1436 code for a protein of 461 amino acids. The transcript is spliced from 2 exons.
UUGGAAAUUCCAAUCACCUUGUUUUGGUUUCAGUUUUAAACUUAUUUGGAAUGAUGGAAGAUCGCGACUCUUGUCCAGUAUGCUUUGAGAAUUUCAUAAUGCCAAAACUGUUGCCGUGCAAACAUACCUUUUGUCUCCGUUGUUUAAAGGAUUACUGUGAUCAACAAAAAACUGUUUCAAAUGAAAAGUUAACUACUACAGAUAAAGAUUCGAUAAUGGAUAAAAAUCAAAUUAUAUGCCCUCUUUGUCGGAACAUAUGCAGUAUACCAAAAAUGGGAUUUCAAGAUUUAUUUACAAAUUACUUCGUACAAAUUUCAAGACCACCCAAUAUUUGUGAAAUUUGUGUACAAAAAACUAUUUCAACAUAUUGUACAACUUGCUUUAAGAAUAAGUGUAAGAUUUGUUUUCGUCAAUAUGAUCAUAGAAAAAAGACAAGUACCAAAUGCGAGGUAACAGAGGAUAAUCGACCCGACCCACGUCUUCCGUUCCAUUUUAUGUUCAAUGAUGGAAUCAGAACUGAAUAUAUUUGUGAACCGACCAAAACUUUUCAGUUAGAUGUUCCACCCAACGACAAAGGAAAGCGUUGGGUAUACUCUGUCAUUACCUCAAGAAAGGGAGGGGCAUAUGUUCUCCCUCAAACGGUACCCUUUGUUUUAAAGUUUGGAUCAAAUACAGACUUACUAGGGAAAAUAAGAACACCUGACCCUUGCACCUGUAUAAUUGAACUUCAGAAUGGAGACCUUCUUGGGAUUUUCAGACGUAGUCGUCUUAUACUGCGCUAUACCUGCGGUGGUUGGUCGCAUUUUGCUACAACAUUGGAUUAUUUCCCCUAUGGACUCGCUGAAUUAUCAGAUGGUAAAAUUAUUAUAUGUGGUCCAAAUGCAAAUACUCCUGGUGAUAUCAAAGAAGACGAAAUAUAUGGCAUUGUCAGAAUGUAUUCGGCUGGUGGCGAUGUACUUGGAAAUAUUGAGAAAAAAGACACAGAAAGUAGUUUUCUUUCACCACACUUAGCAGUGUCUAAUAAACGAAGUAAAACAUUCGCAAUUAGCGACCAGAAAAGAUUAUUUGUAACUAUAUACCAUGAAAAUGGAGACGAACUAACAACUUAUAAUGGUGGAACAGCUAUGUUUAACUCACCAAUAAACCUUUUUGGAUUUCAAACACAUGGAAUUUUUCAGCCAAUCGAAAUGUGUUGUAGUCCAUCGGGGAAUUUCAUCAUAUCUUGUACAGACGGCACAUUGCACGUGUUGGAUCCAUAUGGUAACAUCAAGGGUGUCGCUUUAGCCAACUGUUCCGACGGAUUUGGAACACUGACAGAUGUCGCCGUUGAUAUAGAUGGAAAUAUUUGGUGUAGCAAUUCUGAAUUUGGAACAAUUAAACUAUUUCGUUUAGUUAGAUAUAAAAAUCAUUUAAAAACAGACUGGAUAUUGCCAUGAUUCGUGUACGUCUUUUAAAAAGAAUUCCACUCAGCUAUAUUUGUGUAAAAACCAUAGUACAUAUACAAGGCACUUUUGAGCAAGUAACUUUAAAACAGGACAUUAUUAAAUUAAUUGAACGGCUCUUCAUAAAAUCAGUUAAGACAAUGAAAGACCAUACACAAAAUAUAAGAGAAAUAUCAAAACGAAUAAGAAGCGAUUUAUCACUUCGUCUUUUUAUCUAUAUAAAAACUGGUUUUUAUUUAUUUCAAAAAUGUUCAGAUGUAAUAAAAAAGGGUUUUUUUUGUAAGCAUACAAAAAAGCUCAAUUCAUAAACUUAUUUAUGCUGGGAGUUGACUAGCGAGAAACAGUUUAGGAUGUGUUUAACUAACGCCAUGCACUUGCAUUUACAAACAAUAUACUUUUGAAUAUGUC